Sinocyclocheilus rhinocerous is the source of this 1246-nucleotide messenger RNA. Its product is annotated as elastase-1-like. The record is from RefSeq and is a predicted model, not a curated record. Gene Ontology annotation, biological process: proteolysis. Bases 18 to 818 code for a protein of 266 amino acids. Gene Ontology annotation, molecular function: serine-type endopeptidase activity. The transcript has 8 exons. NCBI's taxonomy places the organism in Eukaryota, Metazoa, Chordata, Actinopteri, Cypriniformes, Cyprinidae.
UCAGACAGACUGCAAACAUGCUGAGGAUCCUGUUGUUAAGCGUGCUGGCCGCCCUGGCGCUGGCUGAGCCCAGAUAUCUGGAGGAUCAGGUCCCUGAGGAGAGGGUCGUUGGUGGAGCGGUGGCAAAACCCAACUCUUGGCCCUGGCAGAUCUCUCUCCAGUACCUGUCGGGUGGCAGCUACUAUCAUACCUGUGGUGGGACUCUGAUCAGAACUAGAUGGGUGAUGACUGCCGCCCACUGCGUCGACACCUCGAGAACUUGGCGUGUCGUUCUGGGCGACCACGACAUCUACAACCAGGAGGGUCGCGAGCAGUACAUGAGCGUCAGCGCCGUCUACAUCCACCCCAACUGGAACAGCAACAGUGUGGCUUCUGGAUAUGAUAUCGCCCUUCUGCGUCUGUCCUCCGACGCCUCUCUGAACUCAUACGUGCAGCUGGCCAGCCUGCCACCCUCUGGACAAGUUCUGCCCCACAACAACCCCUGUUACAUCACCGGCUGGGGCCGCACACAGACUGGGGGGUCACUCUCAGCUCAGCUGAAACAGGCCUAUCUGCCCGUGGUCGACUACAGUACCUGCUCUCGUAGCGACUGGUGGGGAAGCACCGUGAAGAACACUAUGGUUUGUGCUGGUGGCGGAAGUGAGUCUGGAUGCCAGGGUGACUCUGGUGGUCCUCUAAACUGUCAGGUCAGUGGUCAGUACGUUGUUCACGGUGUGACCAGCUUUGUGUCUUCAUCGGGUUGUAACGCCUACAAGAAGCCAACAGUCUUCACUCGUGUGUCUGCAUACAUCAGCUGGAUUAGUGGCAUCAUUGGAUAAGGAGGAAACCUGAGAGGAUGAAAGACAAACAUCUUUCAUUUACCAAGCUUUAACAUCUGCAAUGGCCAAAAAUACAUACAGUAAACUUUACCUCUAAACUUGGGCUGCUUUUGAAUCAUUUUGAAAUUAUUUGUGUCCUCAAAAACUCACCAUAAACAUUUGAACCCUAAAAGUAUAGUCACUUUCAAAAUUAAACACAAGAAGGGUCCAUACACAGUUGGCAAUAAAUGAAAUGAGAUAUCAAACACUGAAUGAUAAGAUAAUUGAAAUGUGGUUGAUAUGAAAUUGAUAACCUGAAAUUGCGAUGUUUGACAUUGUGAUGAAUGGACGGGACAAAAAAAAUUCUGAUAUGUUAAAAUAGGUAUGUACAUUAAAUAUUGCAUUUGCAGUGUAAGUCUAAAAGACCUGCCAUGCACUUGUUCUGUUAC